CGCAGCGAGCACCGGCGCCGGAGCUGCCAGCACGCGCAGAAGGCGGACGCAGGCGGGGCGGAAGCGGGCCCGGCGGGCUGGGGCGGCGGGAGUGCGGGUGGGCGUUUAAAGGGGCCUUCGGCAUCCGGGUCGGUUCGCCGCCGGGACUGCUGACGGGGAGGUCUAGGUAGCCCCGGGAGUCGGGAUCUAGAAGGUAGAGGAGAAGCGGGGCUGUCUGACCCCCGGAGGUGACAAGGGGAGAGGGGCUGUGUGAAUACCCUCCAUGGGCACUAAUGGGAUGACUAUCCCCAGGGAGCACUGCGGAGGAGAGAGGCGGCUGAGGGACUGCACUUUCUGGGGCCCCCCGGGAGAGUCAGAGGGCAGUUAAGAGGGAUCACAGGCCCGGCUUGGUACUGUCACUCCCCUUCCCACUCCCUGCUCUCAGCAUUCUGUCACCUCCCUACCCCGUCGCGGUGCCCAGCCAUGGCCAGACCUCCCGUGCCCGGUUCGGUGGUUGUCCCAAACUGGCACGAGAGUGCCGAGGGCAAGGAGUACCUGGCUUGCAUUCUGCGCAAGAACCGCCGGCGGGUGUUUGGGCUGCUUGAGCGGCCAGUGCUGCCGCCGCCUGUGUCCAUUGACACUGCCAGCUACAAGAUCUUUGUGUCCGGGAAGAGUGGUGUGGGCAAGACGGCGCUGGUGGCCAAGCUGGCUGGCCUGGAGGUGCCUAUGGUGCACCACGAGACCACCGGCAUCCAGACCACCGUGGUAUUUUGGCCAGCCAAGCUGCAGGCCAGCAGCCGUGUCGUCAUGUUUCGUUUUGAGUUCUGGGACUGUGGAGAGUCUGCACUCAAAAAGUUCGAUCAUAUGCUGCCGGCUUGCAUGGAGAACACAGAUGCCUUCCUCUUCCUCUUCUCCUUCACUGACCGUGCCUCCUUUGAAGACCUCCCUGGACAGCUGGCCCGCAUAGCAGGUGAGGCCCCUGGUGUCGUCAGGAUGGUCAUCGGCUCCAAAUUUGACCAGUACAUGCACACGGACGUGCUCGAGCGGGACCUCACAGCCUUCCGGCAGGCCUGGGAGCUGCCCCUGCUACGGGUGAAGAGUGUGCCGGGACGGCGGCUGGCUGAUGGGCGCACACUGGACGGGCGGGCUGGGCUGGCCGACGUUGCCCACAUACUCAAUGGCCUUGCUGAGCAGCUGUGGCACCAGGACCAGGUGGCGGCUGGCCUGCUUCCCAACCCCCCAGAGAGUGCUCCUGAAUGAGUCACGAGUGGGUGCCUGUGAUCCCACCCCCUACCCUCAGGUCUCGACAUGGGGCUGGAGGCUGGGGCAGGAACAUGGAUCCUAUCUGGAGGACUGGCCAGCAUGGCCUGAUCAGGGAGGAUGUGGCCAGAGAAGGCCCACCCGCGAGCAGCGCUUUCCUUGCAGAAUUCAUGGCAGGGAGGUGGGGACCAAGGCCCUGAGCUCGAACAUCUCCCGCGGCCUUUCCCCCUUUGGCAGCACCGAUGGAGGAUGACUGGGAGAGGGGGUGCCUCUCAAGUGACUUCAAUCAAGAACCUGUAUUGGUUGAGGUGACACCAUGUGUUGUAACAGAUAAUCCCCGAAAUCCCAGUGCUGAACUCCAGAGACGUGUUCGUUCUCGCGUAGGCCUCAGCUCGGGAGGAGGUGACAGUGGGCGUGGGGCUCUGCUUCAGGCGCUCCUGCAGAGACCCAGCCCCAGAGACCCUACCCUGCCCAGUUGCCCUAGGGUAUCAGCACCCAGUCAGCAGCCAGGGAGUGAGUGCAGGCGGGAGGUGACCCCCCACUUUCUGUGGACCAGGCCCAGGGUGGCACCUCAUUCUGCCCACAUUCCAGAGGCCAGCACCCAGCAGUCAUGUGGUCAUGUGGCACUGUGGGGGAGGCUGGGACAUGGAGUCCACCUGUGAGUCCAGGAGUUAAGCCCGUCGCUCUGCAGGGCCUUUUUUUUUUUUUUCCAGAGUCUUGCUCUGUGGCACAGGUUGGAGUACAGUGGUGCAAUCUCAGCUCACUGCAACCUACACCUCCUGGGUUCAAGCGAUUCUCCUGCCUCAGCCUCCCAAGUAGCUGGGAUUACAGAUGCCAACCACCAUGCCUGGCUAAUUUUUGUAUUGUUAGUAGAGAUGGGGGUCUCACUAUGUUGGCCAGGCUGCUCUCGAACGCCUGACCUCAAAUAAUCCGCUCGCCACAGCCUCCCAAAAUGCUGGGAUUACAGGCACGAGCCACCGCACCCAGCCUGCAAUGCCUUUCUUGAUCAUGGAGCUGUCAGGCCAGGCUUAGGAUAGGAGUCUUGGCAGCCCAGGGGCACCCGAAAGCAGCACCAUGCAGGGCCAACGACCAUCCUAGUGGGGGUCAGGGCGUGAGCUGGCCUGAGAAGCAGCUCUGCCCCGUGGGAGGCCAUUGAGGACAGGAGCUGGGAGAGGAGUGAGUAGGCCCAGCCUUGUGUCUUGGCCCUGCCCCAUAAGCCAGAGACGCUGGUGGAAGUAGGCUAAGGAGGAUGAGGGGAAGUCCCCAGGGAAAGGGACCUUUAUACGAUCCCCUCCAAUGAGCCCCUGCUGGGCCCCAUAGAUGAACCCCUGGGCUGAGGCCUGGCGUGCGUCUGGCUCAAAGCAGAGUGUCCCCAAAGCCAGCUGACUCUCAGAACUCUGCAGCUGUGCCCAGGCACCACUCACACAGUAUGACCUGUGCUCAUACACCUGUGCUAGGACGAAAGCACUUUCCACUCCUGCCGACUGGCACACAGGAGGCCCAGACUCACCUGUCCUGAUGCCCGCGCCCAAGCACACUGCUCACAUGCCCAUGCACACUGCCAGCCUAUCCACCCUGGGUACUGCCACCUACAUUUGUCAACCCUUCCAGGGUCUGGGCCAGAGGAAGAAUUGAUUCCAGCACCUUCUCACCCCUGACUAAGGCUUAGAGCUCAGGCCCUGCACUUAUCCCACACCCCAAGAAGGAAUGUCCCUGGGCGGGACCCCCGCCUCAGAGCCUGCAGGCCGGCUGCCAGUCCUGCAGCCCUCAGCCCUGCUUCCAGGUGGGCCUGUCCACGUCCCCCUCUGUCCUUAACUCCAGGAGACCUUGGCUCACGUGGACAGCAAUGGAGUUGGGGGAAGGGCCCUGAAGGCAGCCCCAGGCCUGACUGUGGGCCUCCAGCUACAGGCAUUUGUGUUUGGGCACCAGCUACCCCACAUCCCAGCCGGUCAUCUCUGGGCAUAAACCCCCACCCCCCAGAAAGGAGGCUUCCUGUCCCUCUUGGGCACCAGCUCAGCCAAAAGCCAGAAAGCUGCUCUGGAGCAUAACCUGACCCCCCCACGGCGAGGCAGGGCAGUCUUCUCCUGGCUGGCACUGCUCUGGUCAUAGAAUUGAUCCCUCAUCCACCUUUACCCCAAACAAGAGGUGUCUCCCUGGGUGAGGACAAAGUGGGGAGGGCAACAGGGCUGGGGCUUAGAGCCCCUCCACCAGCCAUCCAGGGCUGCCUUCUCAGCUCCUCCCAGCGCAGCACCGGUGCCACUUUAGUAUUUAGUAGGCCACCCCCGGGACCUCCAUCACCACAGUGCAGAACUGGAAGCCACAAUGCUUUGAAUAGUUGACGCCUGUGCCUCCUGGGAGGUCUCUGGGCAGCCCUGUGGAGAGUGAUUGAGAGGAGAGUGUGUUCUUACAUGCACGUGUUCAGGCUGAUGGCAUGGGACUGUGACCCGUCCAGUCACACAGGGGCUCAAACUCCAAGGAGCCCCACACCUGGUUUAAUGCUCUGCUGUUGCCCUCUUGCUGAUGCCCUUCUUAUUUUUUUAGAGACAGGGUCUUGCUCUGUCGCCCAGGCCGGAGUGCAGUGGCACAAUCAUCAUUCGCUGUAGCCUCGAACUCCUGGGCUCAAGUGAUCCUCCCCGUUUCUCCCCAGCCCCGGAAGUAGCUCCCACCAUACCCAGCUAAUUUUAAAACUUUUUGAGAGACCAAGCUGGUCUCAAAUUCCUGGGCUCCACUGGGUGCAGUGGCUCACGCCUGUAAUCCCAGCACUUUAGGAGGCCAAGGUGGGCAGAUCACCUGAGGUCAGGAGUUCGAGACCAGCCUGGCAAACAUGGUGAAACCCCGUCUCUACUAAAAAUACAAAAAUUAGCUGGGUGUGGUGGCAAGUGCCUGUAAUCCCAGCUACUCAGGAGGCUGAGGCACGAGAAUCGCUUAAACCCAGGAGGCGGAGGUUGCAGUGAGCCAAGAUUACACCACUGCACUUCAGCCUGGGCAACAGAGUGAGACUCUGUCUCCAAAACAAAACAAAACAAACAACAAAAAAUGGGCUGGAGGAGCAGGUUGGAGGCCCUUCCGCCUCUGGUGGGUGGGGAGAAGCAGGGGAGCUGGUGUUCAGCUCUAUUCUACAAAGAAGGGGUGGAUCCUGAGAGGCAAGGGUGGGACUGAGGCUUAGUUACAGGUGGUCGGGAAGGAGGUUGAAGGGGAACUGUGUGACCUUGGAUGUCCUUUGUAAUUAUCUUAUGCUUAGCUGACACAUCUGUAAAAUGGAGAUAGCAGCACCCACUUCUUUGAGUUGUGAGAAGUAAUGCAUGUGAAAUGUUUAGCAUGUGCCGGGCACCAAGUUAAGAGCCCAGUAAAUGUUGGCUGUUA
Gorilla gorilla gorilla (western lowland gorilla) is the source of this 4602-nucleotide messenger RNA. RefSeq names its product ciliogenesis and planar polarity effector complex subunit 2 (gene CPLANE2). The record is from RefSeq and is a predicted model, not a curated record. Gene Ontology annotation, molecular function: GTP binding; GTPase activity. The transcript is spliced from 5 exons. Bases 463 to 1239 code for a protein of 258 amino acids. NCBI's taxonomy places the organism in Eukaryota, Metazoa, Chordata, Mammalia, Primates, Hominidae.